ACUUAGAGCAUGCACGAUAUGCAUCUCUACAUCGGUUAACAUCUUAAUGUCUCGCCGCGUCUUCCUAACUGUCCAAUUCAAAUUUUUCGGAAAUAAAUUUGUAACACGGAUGAAUUUGUGUAAUUGUUUGUUUUCCGUUACGCAACUGUAAGUUUACUGCAGUGUAUUUUAAACAAAUUUCAUCUGGCCGCGGCUAGUAUAAGGCCGUUCUCGCGCGUUGUGAAGUUUUGUAGUUUAAUUUUUAUCUUAUCAAUGCUUCCAACGUGGUCAAGAAAACAUCGCCAUUUCUCUGGUGUAACUUUCGGAAGUGCGUCCUCUGAAGAAAAGUCUAAGACAAAGAGAAGCAGAGAGGAUGAUACUACAGAAAAUAUUCAUGCGCAAGCAAUCACUAUCCCGAGGAUAUAUCCUGUAGUGCCACAAAACGCGUUAAUAGAAGUCGAAAAGUUAGGAGAAACCUACCUGCCACAAGGAUACAACAACUUUAUAUCAUCUAUCCUGUGUACAACGAUCGUUCGAGCAGGUGCAAAUCUUAGCAAAAAUUCUUCGACAGAAGUCAUCGAUGUCAAUAUAUUGGCACAAAGAAGCGUGUCUGUCACCGAACACAUUGAGAUCGCAGAAACUGGAGGUCGACUUUAUUGCGUUAAUGGAUUUACAAAUACACCCUGCUGGCUGAAGUCGAUCGAUAUAGCGCAAGAUAUUUCCACAUGUAACGUUAAACUCACUAGUACUAAAGAAGGAAUAUUUGUAAAGGAAGGAGUAUUUUUGAAAACUGUCAGAAACAUAAAGGCAGGAGAGUCGUUACAAAUGUGGUUCACUGAAGAAGUUUUGCUCAUGUCAAAUAUACCGUUUUUACUGCCGAUGAAUAUUCGAGGUAACAAAAACUAUAUAUGUCACGUUUGUGGCAAAAUUUUCGAGUACCCGAAUCCGUUAAAAUUGCAUAUAGCGUUAAAUUGUAACCUAUUGGACAAAACUGAUAUCUGGACGUUCCUGGCGAAGGGAUUCGCUACUUUGGACUCUUCGAAAAUGUGCGUAACUAGCAGUCUGUACCCACAAACAAGCUUCACAUUCGAACUGACCAACCCCACGGUAACGUUGCCGGUCAACGUGUUCUCGCCGAUUCUCGCGGAAACGAUGUACACUGGAGAGUCAUUAAGGAACGAUUCACCGUGUUCGAAUCAACCGUCGCCUUUGUCCUUGAGCCAGUUUUCCUCGAGCUCAUCUUCUUCCGCGACCUCGCCAAGUUUGCUAGAUAGGAUGGCGCCCGCGGAAGAACUGAUAUCAAGACAUUCUGCCUUUAAACCUUACGUGUCUCGGCAGAAAGUCUGCAAAAGAUUGACAUCCUACAACAUGCAUUUACCUACGGUGACAUCUUUGGAAAGUGAUGCGCUCGCUGUAGAUAUGGAGACGAUCGUCAGUAACGCAGGCAAAUCCAAGGAGGGCCAUCGUUGCAUUUACUGUGGCAAACUCUACUCAAGGAAAUACGGACUGAAGAUACACAUCAGAACACAUACCGGCUAUAAACCGUUGAAAUGUCCGUUUUGCGAACGUGCUUUUGGAGAUCCUAGCAACCUCAACAAACAUGUCAGACUGCAUACCGAUGGCGACACCCCUUAUAAAUGCAGUAUAUGCGGCAAGGUAAUGGUCAGAAGAAGGGACUUGGAAAGGCACUUGAGAUCGAGGCACCAACGGGAGCAAACUGAGAAUGCUUCGGAGGAGUCUACCAACGUAAUUGACAUAUAA
This is a messenger RNA of Odontomachus brunneus, 1740 nucleotides long. RefSeq names its product PR domain zinc finger protein 13 (gene Prdm13). The record is from RefSeq and is a predicted model, not a curated record. Bases 253 to 1740 code for a protein of 495 amino acids. Lineage: Eukaryota; Metazoa; Arthropoda; Insecta; Hymenoptera; Formicidae. Gene Ontology annotation, cellular component: nucleus. The transcript has 3 exons.